Messenger RNA from Strongyloides ratti, 711 nucleotides. RefSeq names its product Protein of unknown function DUF267, Caenorhabditis species family-containing protein. Bases 1 to 711 code for a protein of 236 amino acids. Lineage: Eukaryota; Metazoa; Nematoda; Chromadorea; Rhabditida; Strongyloididae. The transcript has a single exon. The record is from RefSeq and is a predicted model, not a curated record.
AUGAAUUUUAUAAAUUAUGAUAAAAAUGUAGAUGCUCACAAGAGGUAUAAGCAGUCAAUAAUUCAUGGAAAAUCAACAUUUAUUGUGGAUGUUUUAGUAAUGUUAUAUGCUAAAACAGUCAUUCUUUUGUUUGUCUCAAUUUAUACAUGUAUUUAUAAUGCACUUAAUUAUGAAGCAGAAGUUUUUUAUGAAGAAUGUAAUUAUAUAUUAAAUAAAGAUUUUAAAGAAAUAACUGAAAAAUUAAAUAUAAUAUCAAUCAAACAUGCUAAAUUAUAUAAAGUAAUAUCAUUUUCACAUCAAACAAUUGGAACAUGGACUAAUUUUGCUAUUUUAAAUUCUACAAUAAUGAUAAUUUUUGGAAUAUCUGUUUUUAGAUACUACAAAUCAAAUACUUCAAAUAUUUUUGAUAUGUUACAAAUUUUAUUUCCAAUAAUUUGUUUAAUUUAUUUAGAACUUAUUAUUCUUAAACCAAUAUGUUCUAUGGAUAAACAUCUUAAAAAUAUAAAAAAUACAAUACUUAAUAUUCCAUAUAUAUGGAAUAAAGAAAAUUAUCAAUUACAUGGAACAGCAUUGUCUAUAGCAACAAGAAGUGAUCAUUGUGAAUAUCAUGGAUUAUUUAUGAAUUUAAUACCUUUUAAUGAUAAAACAAUAUCAAUUUUAACUUUAUCUAUUAUAAUUAUAUCUUUACUUCUUGGUGAAGCUGUUCUUUAA